Messenger RNA from Saitoella complicata NRRL Y-17804, 261 nucleotides. RefSeq names its product putative acyl-coA-binding protein. The record is from RefSeq and is a predicted model, not a curated record. The transcript has 3 exons. Gene Ontology annotation, biological process: fatty acid metabolic process. Gene Ontology annotation, molecular function: long-chain fatty acyl-CoA binding. Bases 1 to 261 code for a protein of 86 amino acids. NCBI's taxonomy places the organism in Eukaryota, Fungi, Ascomycota, Saitoellomycetes, Saitoellales, Saitoellaceae.
AUGCCUUCUGCCGAAUUCACCAAAGCCGCCGAGGAGGUCAAGAACCUCUCCAAGAAGCCCACCGACGAUGAGCUCCUCUGCCUCUACGGUCUCUUCAAGCAGGCUACCAUUGGUGACAACAACACUGACAAGCCUGGUAUGUUUGAUUUGAAGGGCAAGUACAAGUGGGAGGCGUGGAACAAGUUGAAGGGUACUUCCCAGGAGGACGCCGAGAAGCAGUACAUCGCCUUGGUCGAGGAAUUGAAGGCCAAGAACGCUUAA